Messenger RNA from Lemur catta (Ring-tailed lemur), 2368 nucleotides. RefSeq names its product DEF6 guanine nucleotide exchange factor (gene DEF6). NCBI's taxonomy places the organism in Eukaryota, Metazoa, Chordata, Mammalia, Primates, Lemuridae. The transcript is spliced from 11 exons. The record is from RefSeq and is a predicted model, not a curated record. The coding region runs from base 302 to 2002 and encodes 566 amino acids. Gene Ontology annotation, cellular component: cytoplasm; nucleus.
AUCCUUCUACCUGAGCCUCCUAACGUGCUGGGAUUACAGGUGUGAGCCACUGUGCCCAGCCCCUACUGACUUACUCUUGUGAACAUGGACCUGACACCUGCCCUGAUGCCCACACUUGAGUUCUUAGAGGACUCCAAGUCCCCAGAGGAGAACUACUCCCCCACGUGCCUCCAGAAGUAAGAGCCUUUCAAAGGUGCUAUCCCACAACCUGUACACAGUCCUGCACAUCCCCCAUGACCCCGUGGCCCUGGAGGAGCAUUUCCGAGAUGACGACGACGGCCCUGUGUCCAGCCAGGGCUACAUGCCCUACCUCAACAAGUACAUCCUGGACAAGGUGGAGGAGGGGGCUUUUGUUAAAGAGCACUUUGAUGAGCUGUGCUGGACACUGACGGCCAAGAAGAACUAUCGGGCAGAUAGCAACGGGAACAGCAUGCUCUCCAAUCAGGAUGCCUUCCGCCUCUGGUGCCUCUUCAACUUCCUGUCUGAGGACAAGUACCCUCUGAUCAUGGUUCCUGAUGAGGUGGAAUACCUGCUGAAGAAGGUGCUCAGCAGCAUGAGCUUGGAGGUGAGCUUGGGUGAGCUGGAGGAGCUGCUGGCCCAAGAGGCCCAGGAGGCCCAGGCAGCCCAGACCACCGGGGGGCUCAGCGUCUGGCAGUUCCUGGAGCUCUUCAACUCAGGCCGCUGCCUGCGGGGCGUGGGGCGGGACACCCUCAGCAUGGCCAUCCACGAGGUCUACCAGGAGCUCAUCCAGGAUGUCCUAAAGCAGGGCUAUCUGUGGAAGCGAGGGCACCUGAGGCGGAACUGGGCAGAACGCUGGUUCCAGCUGCAGCCCAGCUGCCUCUGCUACUUUGGGAGUGAAGAGUGCAAGGAGAAAAGAGGCACUAUCCCGCUGGAUGCACACUGCUGUGUAGAGGUGCUGCCAGACCGCGACGGAAAGCGCUGCAUGUUCUGUGUGAAGACGGCCACCCGCACGUAUGAGAUGAGCGCCUCAGACACUCGCCAGCGCCAGGAGUGGACGGCUGCCAUUCAGAUGGCGAUCCGGCUGCAGGCCGAGGGGAAGACGUCGCUGCACAAGGACCUGAAGCAGAAGCGGCGCGAGCAGCGGGAGCAGCGGGAGCGGCGCCGGGCAGCCAAGGAGGAGGAGCUGCUGCGCCUGCAGCAGCUGCAGGAGGAGAAGGAGCGGAAGCUGCAGGAGCUGGAGCUGCUGCAGGAGGCGCAGCGGCAGGCCGAGCGGCUGCUGCAGGAGGAGGAGGAGCGGCGCCGCAGCCAGCACCGCGAGCUGCAGCAGGCGCUGGAGGGCCAGCUGCGCGAGGCGGAGCAGGCCCGGGCCUCCAUGCAGGCUGAGAUGGAGCUGAAGAAGGAGGAGGCUGCCCGACAGCAGCAGCGCAUCAAGGAGUUGGAGGAGAUGCAGCAGCGGUUGCAGGAGGCCCUGCACCUGGAGGUGAAAGCUCGGCGGGAUGAGGAGGCCGUGCGCCUCGCCCAGACCAGACUGCUGGAGGAGGAAGAGGAGAAGCUGAAGCAGCUGAUGCUGCUGAAGGAGGAGCAGGAACGCUACAUCGAACGCGCACAGCAGGAGAAGGAAGAGCUGCAGCAGGAGAUGGCCUUGCAGAGCCGCUCCCUGCAGCAGGCCCAGCAGCAGCUGGAGGAGGUGCGGCAGAACCGGCAGAGGGCGGAUGAGGACGUGGAGGCUGCCCAGCGGAAGUUGCGCCAGGCCAGCACCAAUGUGAAACACUGGAACGUCCAGAUGAACCGGCUCAUGCAUCCCAUUGAGCCUGGAGAUAAGCGUCCUGUCACCAGCAGCUCCUUCACAGGCUUCCAGCCCCCUCUGCUUGCCCGCCGUGACUCCUCCCUAAAGCGUCUGACCCGCUGGGGAUCCCAGGGCAGCAGGACCUCCUCACCCACCAGCAGUGAGCAGCAGAAGUCCCUCAAUGGAGGGGAUGAGGCUCCAGUCCUGGUUUCCACCCCUCAGGAAGAUAAACUGGAUCCAGCACCAGAAAAUUAGCCUCUCCUGGCCCCUUGUUCCUCCCAACAUUGUGUCCACCAGGACCUAGCCACAGCUGGCCUGUGGGUGACACCAGCCUCUGCUAGGAGAGGGAGCUGAGGUCCUGCUGCCAGGGGCCCAGGCCCUCCAAACAUAAAACAGUCCAGGACGGGACCUGAUUCAUCUUUCACACCAGCUCCAAGCCCCAGACUCGGGAGGCUGUCUGGGAUGUUGGUCCUCAAGAACUUGGCCCUGUGCUUUAGCCCAAAGGACCUGAUGACUCGAGCUGCGAAACAGAGUAAGCAAACAAGCCAGGGGCCUUCUGCCCCCAGGCUGCCACCAAAUUGUGGAGGCACAUUUCCAAAUAAAAACUGCUGUUGGAAUGAA